This is a messenger RNA of Cutaneotrichosporon oleaginosum, 1335 nucleotides long. RefSeq lists its product as uncharacterized. The record is from RefSeq and is a predicted model, not a curated record. NCBI's taxonomy places the organism in Eukaryota, Fungi, Basidiomycota, Tremellomycetes, Trichosporonales, Trichosporonaceae. Gene Ontology annotation, cellular component: nucleus. Gene Ontology annotation, biological process: mRNA splicing, via spliceosome.
AUGCUGCUCAGUUGCCCGACCACCGGGUCCGCUACGCGGUUAGCCCUGCAGCACGCCAACGCCAACGCCAGCGUCGGGUUCGACGACGCUUUCCGGUCCUUGUUGACUAAACCACGCGAAGGUGGCUCGUCCCGCUCCGGCGCAGUCUUGGGUCGCGCCCCGCCCAAACGCGGGUGGGGGACCAAGGCUAAACCACCGGCGAAGAAGGAGUCCGACAAAAGUGGAGACGGGACGGAUGGAAGCCGACCCGCCUUCGCCCCCCGAUCGCAGGCGAAGAAGGUGCAGGCGCCCCAGUACAAGGACCGGGCUGCGAUCCGCCGCGCCGGUGGCGACGGCGAGUACAAGGAGGUAGAGCAUCUGUUGGAAGAGUUUGAACGGCGCAAGGUCGAGGCAGGUGAAGAUGCCGACAAGGUUGAGGCUCAGCGCGAGUACCUCGGCGGAGAUGCCGAGCACUCUGUCUUAGUCAAGGGCCUGGACUAUGCGCUGCUCGCACGGCGGAAGGCCGAGAUCGAGGCCGAGAAGGCUGCAGGAAUGGAGGACGAGCUGGAGCAACUCGGACAAACCAUCAAAAGCAAGAGCCAGAGUAAGGAGCAGCCUGUUGAACCGACGAAAGAUCCAAAAGGAAACAAGUUCAAGACUAUCGGGAAGAAGGCGCCUGUAGAGGAGCCCCAGAGGAGGAGAAAGACCGUUGAGCGCGAGAUUGAGCACAAUGAGAAGGCGACCAAGCCCGCGCAGCGCCCUCGCUCGCCCGUAAAGCCGCCCCCUCCGCCUGACCCGGAAGAUGAGGAAGAUAUCUUCGCAGACGCCGGCGAGUACGACCUCAAGGCCGGCCGCGAGGACGAGGAUGAUGACGACGACUCUGACGAGGAAGGGCAGAUGGACAUUGACGAACCUCAGCGUCGAUCACGGUCGCGCUCUCGCGCUCGUCAGCGGUCGUCCUCGCGUUCAGACUCUCGCGGCCGCGGUCGCUCACGUUCGAGGUCGUUGUCUGAUGGUGAGACGCUACCGUUCGAGCGGUCCCCGACGCCGGAGAGUGACGAUGAGGGGCCGGUGACGCGCUUGCAGCCUCUAGCGUCCUCGGCUAUCACGGACCUGCGUGGCUUCCUGGCCGCGGACGAAGCAGAUGCCAAGGCGGACGCGCGGCGGGCGUCCAAGGCGCGCUGGCGUGCGGCGCAAGGCUUGGCGAUGCAGGAGGGCGUCGAUGCCAGUAUGCUCAAGCGCACCCAAACCGACGAUCAGAAGGCCAACCGCGAGUAUCGGAUGCUAAUGCACCGCCUGAACAAGGACAAGGACAAGGAUGGCAAGGACAAGGGCAGCGGUGGCCCGAGCAAGUAG